Molecule: messenger RNA, 932 nt
Organism: Chiroxiphia lanceolata (lance-tailed manakin)
Lineage: Eukaryota; Metazoa; Chordata; Aves; Passeriformes; Pipridae
Product: riboflavin-binding protein
Exons: 6
Coding region: 82-810 (242 amino acids)
Cellular component (GO): external side of plasma membrane
Molecular function (GO): riboflavin transmembrane transporter activity; riboflavin binding; signaling receptor activity
Source: RefSeq, a predicted model, not a curated record
GAGAAAAGCAAUUUACUGUGUUCCUGUUCCAGGGAGAAGUAUCACCCGGGAAGACAAUAGAAGAGGAAAAAGAACUGGACAAUGCUCAGGUUUGCUGUCACCCUCUUUGCUGUCAUAACGUCGUCCACCUGCCAAAAAUACGGAUGCCUGGAAGGGGACACCCAAAAACUGAAGCCAAGUCCUGAGUCAGAUAUGCAGGAGUGCACUCUGUACUCUAAAUCUUCGUGUUGCUAUGCAGACUUCACAGAGCAGUUGGCUCAUUCCCCGGUAAUUAAAGUAAGCAGCAGCUACUGGAACAGAUGUGGGCAGCUCAGUAAAUCCUGUGAAGAUUUCACGAAGAAAAUCGAGUGCUUCUACCGGUGUUCUCCACACGCUGCUCGCUGGAUCCAUCCCAAUGACACCGCUGCUAUUCAGGCUGUUCCACUGUGCCAAAGCUUUUGUGAUGACUGGUACGAAGCCUGCAAAGAUGACUCCAUAUGUGUUCGUAACUGGCUGACGGACUGGGAAUGGGAUGAAAGUGGAGAAAACCACUGUAAGAAUAAAUGUAUUCCAUACAGUGAGAUGUAUGCAAAUGGGACUGACAUGUGCCAGAAUAUGUGGGGGGAGUCAUUCAAGGUGAGCAAAUCCUCCUGCCUCUGCUUGCAAAUGAACAAGAAGGACACGAUUGCAAUCAAGUAUCUCCUCUCCAAGAGCUCCGAGGAAAGCUCCAGCAGCAGCAGCAGCAGCAGCAGCAGCGAGGAGCAUGCCUGCCAAAAAAAACUCCUGAAGUUUGAGAAACCAGAGGAAGAGGAAGGUGAACAGACGAGAUAAAUGCUGGUGGAUGUAUGUCAGGACAAGAGAAAUCAUCAUGGAGGCUGGGCUCAGGGCAUCAUGCCAGCCUGCUUUAUUCCUUGCUUCCUAGAACAUAAUAAAUCAAUGGCUGGUUGUAUUAA